ACUAUGUCCCGCGUACAUAAGAGAAACUUCUCCUUCGGAUUACGCCAUGGGAAAUAAACGUUAAAACAUUUAAUUCCUUUAUCUGUUUUCACGAAAACCUUUUGAUGCAAUUCAUUUGUGCCACCUUUCGUGCUCUCGGCGUGCCCAGCUUUUGCAGGUCUCCGGUGCAUGUUUGUAACAAAGCCAUGUCGGCGAGAUGGAACUCCGACAUGACAGCUUUCCGCGAGGAGUUCUCCCGUGCGAAACGGGUGCUGGUGCUGACAGGCGCCGGCGUCAGCGCAGAGAGCGGGGUACCCACCUUCCGAGGGGCCGGUGGUUACUGGAGACGUUGGCAAGCUCAGGAUCUAGCUACUCCCGAAGCCUUUGAAGCCGAUCCAUCACUUGUGUGGGAGUUCUACCACUACAGAAGGGAAGUGAUGGCCACCAAAGAGCCCAACAAGGCACACCUGGCUAUUGCAGAAUGUGAGAAGCGUUUAGCCAGCCAAGGACGCAUUGUAACAGUUGUCACACAAAACAUAGAUGAGCUCCAUCGACGGGCAGGGACGACCAACCUCAUUGAGAUGCAUGGAACCUUGUUUAAGACGCGGUGUGUGAGGUGUGGCACAGUGAAAGAAGAUAGGAACAGUCCCAUAGUACCAGCAUUAGGAGGCAGAGGGGCCCCAGAUCCAGAUGCAGAGGAUGCCAGAAUUCCAGAGAAGGAUCUUCCAAGGUGCAAGGAGCAAGGGUGCGACUCCCUGCUACGGCCCCAUGUUGUGUGGUUUGGGGAGGGGCUGGAUCCGGACGUGCUGUACGCCAUUGAUGUCGAAUGUGAAAGCUGUGACUUGUGUCUAGUGAUUGGCACGUCGUCCGUAGUGUACCCUGCCGCCAUGUAUGCCCCGAUGAUUGCAAACCGGGGAGUCACGGUUGCCGAAUUCAACACGGAAGAGACGCCUGCCACCAGCUCACUCAAGUACCACUUUCACGGCCCAGCGGGGCAGACCGUCACAGAGGCGCUGACGAGGCAUCCGAGUGAGCCUCCAUAAUGACGUAGACUCUGAGAAGUUAUUCCAAAUUGUACUGCACCUGUGUGAAUACUCAAGAUUUAAUGAAAUGAUGGCGUUCUCUUCACUUCUCAGAUUGUAAGAAAUCAAAGGGGCAGAAGAAAAGAAAAUCUGACCAUACUGCUUUGUUUGGGGGGGGGGUUGAAAUCUAAGGGUUGGAACAAAAAUCCUUCACUUAAUAUCAGUCAGGAUUUUUGAAACUGCAGCAAAGUCAGGAAGUGUACAUAGCGUUGAUAUGCUCAUAUUUGUUGUGGAAGGAAGAAUGAAAAAAAUUGCCUGUCUGCUCCAUGAAACCUCUUUUUUCAGUAACGAUUGCUACCGCCAUUGAACAAGAUCUCAAUUUUUUUUUCAAAUGAGCAUUACAAAUAAAUGGCUUGUAUAUGUCCAUGUGGAGAAUCACAGGGAAUAGCCCAUGUGGAUGAAUGGCAAAUUGCCACUGGCAUGCCAGAGGAAUGUUGGCUGUGCAAAAGGUGGAACGCUGGAGGAACAGUGCCUAUUAAAUUGACGGAAUUGUCACUGUUUUGGAUACCAUUCAAUAGAGGAAAGACGAUGGCCUUACACUGUGUAAAGGAAGGUAGAAACUCAUGUGUUUCUGUACAGGUUGAUUUUGCAUGACCCCUCUCAAAGAUUUGCAGCACCUCUCCCAUUUUUCUCCCUCUCAAGGCUUGCUGUUUAUAAUACAAGAUGCAUUUUUAUUGUGAACAGUGUUCAUGAUAUCUGAUCACGGAGUUUCAAAUUUGUUCCAAAAAAUGUGAUAAAUAAACAUGUUACUAUAGAGCCAAAUUACAUUUGUCAAUACAUUUAUUUCUAAUUUCUUCUUUUACUUUUAAGCCUGUUUACAGUAAAGUUACUUGGCCAACUUGAGGAUUGGAGUGGUGUUUUAAAAUCACAUGUAGUCAAACCUGAGCUUUUUUUUUAAACCUAAAAGUUGUACUGAAAAUGGCUUUAAUAAGAAUACAUUUCAAAACUGAAUAAAAAGCUCUUUCCAAACUACAAUCGUGACAUUUCUUGGAAAGUGGAUCAUUUUGUAAAAAAAGUACUAGAUUUGAGUUUCAACUCAAGGGUCAUGUACAAGGUUUUGCCAACAAACUACCCGACUCUGUCAAUGCUACAUCCUUAGCAAGUCCUUGUUGGGCAAUUUAAUAUCUUAAAAUUGACAACUUCAUGCACACACAGAUGUCACCUAUGCACUCUGCGUCACAUGACAAGUACUUAUUCAAAUAACGCUGACAAUUCUUGGAAGGACGGCAUCUCCUAUUGAUUUACCUCAUGCGCCAACGCAUCUAUUGCACUCGUGCCCCAAACCAUAAACACAGUUACAGGUAAGGUUUGCAUGCAUGGAAAUUAGGGGUUGAAAGGCUUAAAUACUAACGUAAAGAUGGAAAUUCAGCCUGAGAAAUAUCCACUACUCUGUCAUUUUAAAUAUCAGUACUUUUUCAGCCAAAGGUUCAGCCACAGUACUUGUAAAAACUGAAAUCAGUCAGAAAAGUUGAUGUAUGUAGAGAAUCAUACACUAUCUGCCUUGGUUUCUAUGUCUGUAAAUUGGCCCUGUGUAAUAAUUUACAUUGCUUGAAUUUACAUGACGGUGCACUCUGAGUGACAAAAGUGAAGCACCCAGUGAAGGGUGCAUGCAUGUAAGGGUGUGCGACUUACGACCGAGUUUCAUUGUCCUUACAAUAUUGCAUCUGGCAGCACAGAUCACUCGUGAUAAAAUCUCACAUAAAGAUUAGUUACCCUAAAAUAAGCUCUGAUGCCGCAGAUAAGACCUACCCGUGUCUGUGCACCCCUAGUUAUGUGUAAACUUAAGUUUGACGCAAUAGUUGAGGUCAUCACUAUCAAAAUACAUUAAUCAGCCAGUCUUGGACCCAGGAGUAUUGACGUAUCUGGACCAACUUUAUCCAUGUGCUCAACAGUGAAAUUUGCUACGCAAAUAAAAUAUUUCCUUUGCCUAAAACAGAUUACUGGCCAAAAAGUCACUCGGUGUACAUCACUUGUUGCUAGUUCUCAGUGGGCAUUUGCAGUUUCAUCAAUUUGCGUCCCGUCUGACCAACGAAUAACUACCCUGACGGGGCAGGGGUCAAAGACUAUGCCACAACAGGGCACUGUCUGUCAUCAUCAUCGGCAACACUACAACACUAUGCACAGUGGUAUUUACGUAGAAAGCCUUCAAAACACUGGUAAAUAGCCAACAUAAUGAGAAAACAGAGCUACCGACCAGAUCCCCAUGAUGGUGGUAACUGUCAAUUGGAAAGGUGAUGACCAUUAUGCUGCCUGAAGAAGAAUUCACGGUUUAUUUCACCUGAAAAAAA
Molecule: messenger RNA, 3349 nt
Organism: Acanthaster planci (crown-of-thorns starfish)
Lineage: Eukaryota; Metazoa; Echinodermata; Asteroidea; Valvatida; Acanthasteridae
Gene: sirt5
Product: sirtuin 5
Cellular component (GO): nucleus
Molecular function (GO): protein-malonyllysine demalonylase activity; histone deacetylase activity, NAD-dependent; protein-succinyllysine desuccinylase activity
Source: RefSeq, a predicted model, not a curated record